AUGGGUUCUAACACUACUUUUAAGGAGGGUCUGAUUUUAAUUCUCCGCGACUUUGCUCAAUGGACUUCAACACAUGCCGUCCCACACAUGGCGAUGGCAGACAAGGUGUGGAUCUUCCUCUUCUGGACUGUUGUCUUCAUCGCGUAUCUGAUUAUUAUGAUUUUCUUCAUUUAUACGAGUAUUGUCAAGUUUCUCGACUAUCCAACCGACCUGACAUCGAGGUUGUUCUCCGCAAAACAAACUUUUCCUUGCAUCACAAUUUGUAAUCAGAAUCCGUGGAAGUUAUCGAAUGUUCAAGGAACCCCAUUAGAGAACUUGGUAAGCUCCUUUGGAACACUGGAUUACGGUAACCGAUCGUCACAGGUAAACGCGUAUAAAGCCGGUCAACGGAACGAUUAUUAUGGGUUUCGUUCGAAGCCAUUUACCGUUUAUGAGGCCAUCAGGGCGACAAGAUGGACAAGGUUCAUGUACGAAGAUCUGAAGCAACUUGACAUUGAGGUAGGCCCAUCUUUCUAGUUAUUACGCCAUCUUUUUCGGACUAAUGGAUCCAUUGGCUAUUCCUUUGAUGAUCUCAUGAUCCGUUGUGAAUUCCUUCAAGAGCCUUGUAACUUUACGUAUGUCACUGAUUUUGAGUUAGCAACUACUGACAAUCUUUUUAGUGAUAAUAUGAACAUAUUCUACGACCCUUAUUAUGGUCGAUGUCAUACGAUCAACAGUGGGUUUACCUGGGAGACGAUCAGAGCCGGACCGAAUAACGGGAUGAGGAUAUUUUUUCGGUCAGUUGCCAACGAUUCUUUGCCGUGGAUGCAGACGAACGGGAUUGUCUAUUAUGUUCAUGGAACGGUAAGUUGACUUACAAUAGCGCUUUUCAAGGGCUAAUCAUAAUGAAAUUUUACAGGCUAUGUUUAGGGUAUAGUUUCUUUUGAGUAUUUCUAGAGUAUUUUCUCUAACCUUACUGUAAUUACCGGUCAAGUUUGUUGUGCAGAGUUUCUACUAUAUGAACACUCUCUUUCCUCAAAAUUGUGUUACAGAAUGAAACUCCCUUUCAAGAUGCCUUUGGCUAUUUUGCUCAAAUCGGCAAAGCUUCUUCGGUUGGAGUCCGGUACAUCGAACGAGUCAAACUUCCCGAACCCUACAACACAUGUGUCGACAAAGAAACCGGCUCUUCCAAUUACUACGGCAAUAAUUACGAAGUUGAAGCGUGUAUUCGGAGUUGUAUUCAAGACCGUAUUAUGACAGAUUGUGGUUGCUAUGAUCCUCAGUUUAAUUUUCCGGCCAAUACGAGUAGUGUGUCAUGUUAUAAGAUGGCCAAUAUUAGCGGUUCGAGUAAGAGCAUAGGGGUUUUUGAAAAUUGUUUUUUAGUGGAUUGCGCUGAUAGCAUUAUAAACGCGAUUGACACGGAGUUUGCGGACGACAAUAACACUCAAUUCACAAUUAAUAGCUGCAAUUGUCCGCAAGCUUGCAAGUAAGAAACAGAAAUCAGCACAGCUAUUGGUUUACCAAUAUAACUGGUUGCUUUUAGCCAGUCGUACUACCAGAUCUCAAUGUCUCAGGCAAAAUGGCCUUCCAAAAAUUAUACGGUAUGUUCCAAGCGACCGUGUUGAAUUUGUUGGUUCUUCAGCCUCGAUCUUGCCUUACCAAACCGGUUUCUCAAUACUGGACAACCCGUUCCGAGUGUUUCUCAUGGUAUGAAAAGAAUACAUUACUUUUGGAGAUCUACUUUGAACGUACUUCCUAUAGAUCAAAUUUGGAGAAGGCCUCUUAUACAGUAUGUUUACGUUUUCUAGACUAUGUGAUGUGUGGUGAUUUUAUGAGAACAAUUCGUAGUCACUCCGCCACUUUCAGUGGGUCAGUCUUAUCGCGGACAGCGGUGGUCAGCUCGGGCUAUGGCUGGGAAUGAGCGUUCUGUCUUUGUUUGAAUUCGCCGCCUUAAUUUAUGUCCUCGGGUCCUAUUUCAUCCGUAAACCGCCCAUGCCAACAUUGGAAGAUUACGAUUACUGGAAAGAAUUUGAUCAGCAGGUAAGCAUUAAUAAUUUAUCUCCGGUGAAAAUAAUUUAUUGCUGCGAAUUUUUUUAGAUCCUUCUUGACCAAAUAUACCAAGAUAAUGAGGCGUUAUUUCCGCCGAAAGUUCAAGAAGCCGAACCAGUUCGGCCUGUGUCCAAUUUGAAGGAAGAUGUCGCCGGGAAUCCUAAGGUGUCUGAGAUUGUAAUGACGAGUCAACCAGUCGCUACCACAGUCCGAUAA
Bursaphelenchus xylophilus (pine wood nematode) is the source of this 2244-nucleotide messenger RNA. NCBI's taxonomy places the organism in Eukaryota, Metazoa, Nematoda, Chromadorea, Rhabditida, Aphelenchoididae. The record is from the annotation of a GenBank genome assembly.